AUGGCUGCUGCUGCUGCUCGGACACUUCGCAUUGGCUUAAUCCCCGGAGAUGGCAUCGGGCGGGAGGUCAUCCCGGCCGGCCGUCGCAUUCUGGAAGCUCUGCCUGCCUCUCUGAACCUCAAGUUCAGCUUUGUCGAUCUCGAUGCUGGCUUCGAGACCUUCCAGAAGACAGGCUCCGCGUUACCUGAUAAGACCGUGGACACCCUGAAGAAGGAGUGUGACGGUGCUCUUUUCGGAGCUGUCAGCUCCCCUAGCACCAAGGUCGCUGGCUAUUCUUCCCCCAUUGUCGCCCUUCGCAAGAAGCUUGACCUGUACGCCAAUGUCCGCCCUGUCAAGACCACCGCCGGCAGCAGCAAUGGCAAGCCCAUCGACUUGGUCAUCGUUCGUGAGAACACCGAAGAUUUGUACGUCAAGGAAGAACGCACCGUGGAGGGUCCCAAUGGCAAAGUCGCCGAGGCCAUCAAGCGCAUAUCCGAGCGUGCCUCUCACCGCAUCUCCACGAUUGCUGGUGAAAUUGCUCUGCGCCGCCAAGGUAUUCGGGAAGCUGCCCCGGGCACCUCCUCGCAUAGUCAGCCCAUGGUGACCAUCACGCACAAAUCCAAUGUGCUGUCCCAGACCGAUGGUCUUUUCCGGGAGACCGCGCGCCAAGCUCUUGCCGCCCCAAGGUUCUCCUCUGUCCAGGUCGAGGAGCAGAUUGUCGAUUCCAUGGUCUACAAGCUCUUCCGCCAGCCCGAGUAUUAUGAUGUUAUUGUGGCCCCCAACUUGUAUGGUGACAUCCUCUCCGACGGUGCUGCUGCUCUGGUCGGCAGCUUGGGUCUCGUCCCUAGCGCUAACGUGGGUGAUGGUUUCGCUAUCGGUGAGCCCUGCCACGGCUCCGCUCCUGAUAUCGAGGGCCAGGGUAUUGCGAACCCCAUCGCUACUUUGCGCUCCGUUGCUCUGAUGCUGGAGUUCCUGAACGAGCCUGAUGCGGCUGCCAAGAUCUACACCGCUGUCGAUGCCAACCUCGACGAGGCUAAGUUCCUCUCCCCUGAUAUGGGUGGCAAGGCUACCACUCAACAGGUCCUGGACGAUGUCCUCAAGAGACUGUAA
Messenger RNA from Penicillium diatomitis, 1089 nucleotides. RefSeq names its product homoisocitrate dehydrogenase lysB (gene lysB). The transcript is spliced from 4 exons. The record is from RefSeq and is a predicted model, not a curated record. Lineage: Eukaryota; Fungi; Ascomycota; Eurotiomycetes; Eurotiales; Aspergillaceae. Gene Ontology annotation, biological process: isocitrate metabolic process; tricarboxylic acid cycle. Gene Ontology annotation, cellular component: mitochondrion. Bases 1 to 1089 code for a protein of 362 amino acids. Gene Ontology annotation, molecular function: magnesium ion binding; NAD binding; isocitrate dehydrogenase (NAD+) activity.